Molecule: messenger RNA, 1464 nt
Organism: Pedinophyceae sp. YPF-701
Lineage: Eukaryota; Viridiplantae; Chlorophyta; Pedinophyceae
Source: the annotation of a GenBank genome assembly
AUGCGCGUCCCGCUCCCCGCAACCCGGCAGCCGGCACUCUGGGCGCCGCGGAGAGCCGGCGUCGUGGUGAGGGCUGCUGCGUCUGCGGCACCGCCCGAGUUUUCCGUGACGGAGUCGAAGGAGGGGCCUCGCGUGCGGCUCACAGUGACGGUCGAGGCCGCUGCAUGCAAGAAAGCGUACGACAAGGUCAUGAAGGAGAUCCGCAAGGAGGCCCGCAUCGAAGGCUUCAGGAAGGGCGCGAAGAUCCCCGACCACCUCAUCUUCGACCUGAUGGGCGGGAAGAAGGAGGUGAACCGCUACUGCGUCGAGGAAAUCCUCAACAAGUUCAUCCCGCUGGCGCUCUCGGACGAGCACCGCAGCGCGGCCCUCGAGGACUCCGAGAAGGUGGAGACGCCCAUCGUGGACCUGGCGGGCGCGUUCGGGCGGGACAAGCCGCUGACGUUCGUGUUCGGGUUCGACACGAUGCCUGAAGUCAAGUGGGCCAAGUCGUACAAGGACAUUGCCGUCCAGGUGCCGCUGCAGGGCAGCGAGGCCGAGGACAGGCAGAACGCGGAGGCCGAGUUCCGGCGGCGGCACAAGGACCUCGGGACGCUCGAGGUGGUCGAGGAGGGCAAGGCGUCGAUGGGCGACGUCCUGGUCAUGGACUUCACGUGCCUGCACGCCGAGACGGGCGAGGCCAUCCCCGGCGCCUCGCGGGCGCGCUGGCAGUUCGACACCGAGGAGGCGUCCGCGCCGAACAGCCCGUUCCUGCCGGGCAUCGUCGACGGCGUCGUCGGCGCGGAGGUCGGCAACGAGCGCGAGUUCGAGGUUGUGUUCCCCGACACGUGGAGCAACGCCGCGCUGCGGGGCGUCAAGGCCACGUGCAAGGUCAAGGUGUACGACAUUCUGAGGUGGACGCUCCCGGAGCUGACGGACGCCCAGGCGGGCAAGAUCGUGGAGGGCGCGACGUCGCUGGACGAGGCGCGGGCGAAGCUGCUGGAGGCGGAGCGUGCGGAGACCAACACGCGCAACACGCGCGCGAUCCACGACGCGCUGCUCGAGGAGCUGCAGGCGUGCGUCGACGUCGACAUCCCCGACUCGCUGCUCCAGGAGGCCGGGCGCGCGGAGUACCAGGCGCAGCUGCUGGACCUGCAGAUGAAGGGGCAGCUGGGGCCCGACAUGCUGCAGCAGCUCGCGACGCCGGAGCGCUUCGCCGACUUCCUCCGCGUGCAGAAGAACGACCUGCGCGCGAAGGUCAAGGCCUCGCUCGCGCUCUCCGCGGUCAUCGAGGCGGAGGGCCUCCAGGGCGCGGUCACCGACGCGCAGGUCUUGGCCGAGGCCGAGUCGCUGCGGCAAGAGUACCUCGAGCAAGGUGCGGGCGACGCGGAGCUGGAGGAGCUGAUGGAGUCCACGCGCGACACGCUGUUGAACCUCGCGGCGAUCAACCGCCUCCAGGAGAUCUGCAAGGUCGAGGUGGAGAAGUAG